Messenger RNA from Drosophila persimilis, 1518 nucleotides. It is a transcript of the gene TkR86C, whose product is annotated as tachykinin-like peptides receptor 86C. NCBI's taxonomy places the organism in Eukaryota, Metazoa, Arthropoda, Insecta, Diptera, Drosophilidae. The record is from RefSeq and is a predicted model, not a curated record. The transcript is spliced from 8 exons. Gene Ontology annotation, biological process: G protein-coupled receptor signaling pathway. The coding region runs from base 1 to 1518 and encodes 505 amino acids. Gene Ontology annotation, cellular component: plasma membrane. Gene Ontology annotation, molecular function: tachykinin receptor activity.
AUGUCGGAGAUUGUGGACACGGAGCUGCUGGUGAACUGCACCAUCCUGGCGGUGCGGCGCUUCGAGCUCAACAGCAUCGUGAAUACCACGCUCCUGAAUAGCUUCAAUCGCACGGAGGUGGUCAGCCUGCUGGCGGGAUUCAUCGAGAACCGCGACAAUCUCGAGAGCAUCGACGAGGCAAAAGACUUUCUCACCGAGUGCCUGUUUCCAUCGCCGACGCGUCCGUACGAGUUGCCAUGGGAGCAGAAAACGAUUUGGGCCAUCGUUUUUGGCCUGAUGAUGUUUGUGGCCAUUGCCGGCAAUGGAAUUGUACUCUGGAUUGUAACAGGACAUCGCAGCAUGAGAACGGUCACAAAUUACUUCCUGCUGAACCUUAGCAUCGCCGACCUGCUCAUGUCCUCGCUGAACUGUGUCUUCAAUUUCAUAUUCAUGGUGAACUCCGAUUGGCCAUUCGGCUCCAUUUAUUGCACCAUCAAUAAUUUUGUGGCCAAUGUCACGGUCUCCACAUCGGUCUUCACACUCGUGGCCAUCAGUUUUGACAGGUACAUCGCCAUUGUGCAUCCGCUGAAGCGUCGCACGUCCCGUCGGAAGGUACGAUUCAUUCUGGUGAUGAUCUGGGCCCUAAGCUGCGUUCUGUCGGCCCCCUGCCUUCUCUACUCCAGCAUCAUGACCAAACACUACUAUAAUGGAAAAUCGCGAACUGUUUGCUUCAUGAUGUGGCCGGAUGGACGCUAUCCCACUUCGAUGACGGACUAUACGUAUAAUCUGAUUAUAUUGGUGCUGACAUAUGGUAUACCCAUGAUUGUGAUGCUCAUCUGCUACUCGCUGAUGGGUCGGGUGCUGUGGGGCAGUCGAUCGAUUGGCGAGAACACGGACCGGCAGAUGGAGUCGAUGAAAUCCAAGCGGAAAGUGGUACGCAUGUUCAUAGCGAUUGUGUCGAUAUUCGCCAUCUGCUGGCUGCCCUACCAUCUGUUCUUCAUCUAUGCGUACCACAAUAAUCAAGUGGCAUCCACAAAGUACGUGCAGCACAUGUAUCUGGGAUUCUAUUGGCUGGCCAUGUCCAACGCCAUGGUGAAUCCCAUCAUCUACUAUUGGAUGAACAAGAGAUUCCGCAUGUACUUCCAACGGAUCAUUUGCUGCUGCUGCGUGAGCUUCAGCCGCCAUCGCUUCGACUCGCCCAAGAGUCGUCUGACGAACAAAAAUAGCUCCCAUCGUCAUACAAGAGCCGAAAACAAGAGCCAGUGGAAGCGCAGCACCAUGGAGACACAGAUCCAGCAGGCGCCGCCGACCACCAACUCCUCGAGGGGGGACAACCGACGGCCGGUGUCCAUGAAGAGCAGUCUCAACCGCACGGCAGUGGAGUGCAUCAUGGAAAAGCCGGCAGCGGACGAUAAUAGCUCUAACCUCUGUCUAUCCAUCAACAAUAGCUUGGGGGAGCGGCAGCGCGUGAAAAUCAAGUACAUCUCCUGUGACGAGGACAAUAAUCCCGUGGAGAGCGGUCCUCCCAAGCAGCUCUGA